Molecule: messenger RNA, 3635 nt
Organism: Nomia melanderi (Alkali bee)
Lineage: Eukaryota; Metazoa; Arthropoda; Insecta; Hymenoptera; Halictidae
Source: RefSeq, a predicted model, not a curated record
GGAUCGAAAGCUCGGCCCGCGUACCUUGACGACCAGCGGAAUGGAAGCAGGCAGCUUCAGUAGCUCGCGAGCCACCAUCGUGGAUACUUCUCGCCGCGCUCGUUCGUUCGCGGUGAACUCGUGAUCGGGAACUGAAUCGACGCUUUACUUACCGGAAAUUUAUCCAAUGAAUCGCACUUAAUGUCCGCGCCGCAUUAAAAACGAGCUUGAACAUACUCCUUCGAAUAAUAGAAAUUCGAAAUCUAGCGACGGAUGUGUCGGAGAAUCCAUAGUUUUUGGGUCUUGGUGUUAGGAAGACAGUUUUAAAGAGGCGCCGGUUGCUAAAGCGUUGAUUCGGUCCUGUCAUUCAGUGAUACAAACGUGAUCAGUCGGGGCCGAUUAAUCAAUUCGUCCUGACCACUACGUACGGUGCGGUCUUGAUGAGACCGGCACAGUGCGAACCGUGAAACGAGGAUGAGGACGAUUUCGUUUGCGCCUUCGUGUCCGCGCGUCGACCACUUCGGAGUGUAAAUCAAGGGACCGAGCUUCGAACGCCAUGCGGAGUAUCUCGAUUCUGAUCCUUUGCGCCACAGGCAUUUCAGCUUUCGUGGCACAACCGUACAACGCCAGUAUUAAUUUACAAGUUACGAAUCACCUGGGAAUCGGCCAGCAGAAUGCGCCCACAAACCGUUUCGCCUGUCCCAUAGGGUUCUUCCGAUUGAAAAGAUACUGCUAUUAUUUAAGCGCAGGCACGGCACCCUGGAGGGACGCCUACUUCCAUUGCAAAGACAGAAACGCCACUCUGGCGAUCCUCGACAGAAACGGAAAAGACAGAAUGUUGAGGAAAUAUCUGAUGGGCGAUCAGUUCACAAAACUAGAAAGAUGGAUCGGAGGAAUAUUCAACUGGCAAAAGUCAGCAUGGCAAUGGGGUGUGACCGGCGAGGAAAUGGUUUUCCAAAAUUUCGGCAGACCCCAAACCAAUCAGUCGAAGCAACAAUAUGCAUGGCAUUGUAUCACAAUCGAUCCGACCCUAAAAUAUAAAUGGAGUCCACGAAGUUGCAUCGAACGAAAGCAUUUCGUUUGUGAAGUACUAGCUGGCCGCAUACCCAGGAGACGCAAGAAGAAUCCGGAUCCGUACGCACCGCAAAACCAAAGAUUAAAGCCAGGGAAGAAGGGCAAGAAAUACCCUAAAGAGAUGCGAAAGUCGCAAAAGGGCAGACAGAACAGACAGCAACAGCGGAGGAGAAGAUAUUGGGAGGUACAGAACGGGAACGACGAUUGGUCUCACGGUGUGAAAAUAGGUGCAAGGCCGCCAUCCAAUAACAGGGUGCGACAUCAUCCUAACAGGACCCAGGUGGCUUACUCUGCAGCAAAGAAACCACAGUAUCCGCUUCAGGGUCUAGAGUACGGCGCAUUUCUUGGCGACGGACCCAGCAACGAUCCGCAAAGUUUAACACACAUAAGCAGAGUUCUUUCUCCGAACACAAUCAAUGGUUUGGCGAGCGAAGAAGUACUCCGGAAACCGUGAACACAUACUGCUAGUGACGCAAUGAUAUUGAUUUAACUCUUUAUUUGGUAAUUUCUCAACGGCAACAUUUUGAGAGAUUUCUAUUUACACUGAGUUGCAUAUGUACAGAAACCAUAAAAUUCCAACUCUCGCGUCUUGUUAUUAAAUUUUCUGCUCGUUACAUACGAUGUGUGAGCGCACUGGUCGUGUUGAUACGAACAUAUUAAAGUUUCUGAAUGUUAAAAUGCUACAUAUGAAACAUUCGACUGCAGAAGAAACAGGCAAACUCCUGGCUGCUCUCGAAUGUGAUGCGUCUAUACGAGAAAUUGCUCGCAGAUGUGACAGAUUAUGUGAUAUUACGAUUUUGAAAAGAUCAGCUAAUUAUAGCCAUUAUAAAACGGCAGAUUUGACAGGAACUUCCAAAGGAACAUAUUUUGGAUUCAGUUCCUCGUUUAACGAAAUUAUCAUGCUGAUUUUACAGAUUUUACAGUAUAAAAAUAGUUCAUUCUAUUUACCAAUAUAUAAAAAUAUGUAUACCACAUUUUUUAUAACGAAAAAAAGAUAUUUCUGCAUCUAUUACGUUUUCGUGUACUAUCUGGCGCUAGAUUAAAUUCAACUGUAAUAUGGAACGCAGUGUAUUACUUUUAUAUUUUGUAUUGUAAACUGUUUUUUAGACGGUUUUCUAUUAUUUAAAUCGUAACGUUACAUUCUCACGAAUUUAGUUGUUUAUCCUUAAUUUACCAAAUGAAGAGUUAACGAAUUGAGAAUUUCGUUCCCGUGUGAAUAGUAUAACGCGUUCCAGCUGUACGGAUGCCAUUUUAGAUGACAAUGAAGCCGAGCACAGACUGAAAUAAUUUAUUCACUUAAUAUCUGCGAAACAGUUUCUCAUGUUCCUUUCUCUGAAUAGAAUUUAGAUUCUCAGCGAUUACUGUCUAGCUAGUAAUGUUACCUCAGAUGUGUAGAUUAAUAAUUUUAAUACUGGUGUAUCGUGUACGAAAUGAAAGUUGUAUCGAGAAUUCGUUUCUUUUCCUGCUACUUCAUUUGUAUGCAUGAAACCGCGAAGAAUUGAUAUUUUAGAAUGUAUUUUUCGACACUGUUUCUCGCUCAUUUGCUAAGUGUGCGAUAUUCCGAAGACAUUCGCGAGAAAGACCGAUAGAUGAUGUAAACAAAUUCAAAAUAAGAGUUUUCGGAGAUUCUUUCUAACAACAAAAAUAUUUGACUUUUAUUUUUGUGCCAUAGAAACAUAUUUUUCAAGAAUAUAUCCUUCUCGUAUGAAUGUCUUUGAAUCUUUAAUUCAAACAAUGAAGUCUUUUGUAUUUAAUAUAGACAUUUCUGUCAUACAUUAAAUAAGUGUUUAGCGUAAUAAUGUAAUAAUCAUUAUAGUACAUCACGUACCAUGAAUAGUCAGCUUGCUUGAACGUCACUUACAGUGUUUCAAAUAUACUUAAACUUCCAUGUUAUCUUGAAAAAAUAUUGUCACACAGUGUACUUCACCACUAAUGAACAAUGUACUGGUUGCAUAUCAAUAUUAAUCAAAGCAAUGCAGAAUAUUAUUAUUUAAUUUGUAUUAACAGUAUAGGAUAAGAUAAUUUUAAUAUGUUUAUUUUUUAUUUUAAUUUAUUCAUAUUAUGUAGGUAAGUAUGAUAGAAUAAAACUUUUUUAUCGCUAAAAUAUUUCAUGACACACCUAAGUUAAUAAGACUCUACUUUGAAUUGUAAGUCAAAUAUUUUUAUGAUACUGUGCUAUGCGCUUAAAUAUCUAUGUAAAUCAUCUAGAUUUACUUAGGAAAUCAAACUGUAAUUUGUGUAUGCCUAACACUGUCUCAAAAUAAUAGAAGUUCUAUCCACUAUUGAAAUAUAAUGUAUCGGUUAACAUUAUCACUCAAAAGCACCAAUAACAGUAGAGAUGAACUCAUUAUAUGAUGUUAUUAACAAACCAUUUUACACUGUUUUGUUUGUAUAUAUGACGAAUGUCAAGUUAUACUUUCUGUAUUUAAAACAAUGUACAUUAUAAUAAUGAAACAAUGCGUGUCAAAUCAUUAUUUUGACAUAUUUCUUUUGACAUAUGCAAAGAUUGGCUCUAUAUUGAUUAUUGAAGUAUACAUAAUAAUAUAUGUAACUGUAUAUGUUUGUCGAAGUUUUUAUUUUUA